Gorilla gorilla gorilla (western lowland gorilla) is the source of this 5963-nucleotide messenger RNA. It is a transcript of the gene MERTK, whose product is annotated as MER proto-oncogene, tyrosine kinase. Gene Ontology annotation, biological process: cell surface receptor protein tyrosine kinase signaling pathway; multicellular organism development; nervous system development. The coding region runs from base 647 to 3646 and encodes 999 amino acids. The record is from RefSeq and is a predicted model, not a curated record. NCBI's taxonomy places the organism in Eukaryota, Metazoa, Chordata, Mammalia, Primates, Hominidae. The transcript has 19 exons. Gene Ontology annotation, molecular function: transmembrane receptor protein tyrosine kinase activity; protein binding; ATP binding. Gene Ontology annotation, cellular component: plasma membrane; signaling receptor complex.
GGAGCGGCGCAGCCAGGGUUUUCUGUGUCAGCCAAGCCUGGAAUGCGGGGGCGCCUCUGGACCCUCCUCUUGGGUCUGGGGGCUGCCUCGGGCAUCCUCUACUCCUCUCCCACCUUCUGUCCUUCCCUAUCUCCCACCCACACGUGUGGGGCUCCGGACCCGCGCAGCGGCCAGAGCCGUCUGCUGUGGACCUCCAGUCCACCCCUCCCCUUCACUUCUCUUUCCAGCUCCCUCCGGGUCUCUCAGCCCCCUCCCCUUCCUCUCCGCCCCCUUCCCCGCAGUCCGCCCAGCGGUGGCCUUCGGCCCGCCCCUUCUCUCCAACCCCCUCCCUUUCCCCUUUACGCCCCUCCUCCCCCUCGUCCUCCCGCCCCCUCCCACCCCAACCUGCUGGGCCCGCCGGGACUCGCCCCCAUUCCCGCUCCUCUCCUCCAGCCCCGGUCGGCCUCGGCUCGGCCCCCGGCCCGCCUCUUCCAGCCCUCGGCACUUCCCGCCGGCCGCUUGGCUCCGCCACUCGGCACUCACUGCCGGGGCCGCCUGGACAGGGAGCUUCGCUGGCGCGCUUGGCCGGCGACAGGGCAGGUUCGGGACGUCCAUCUGUCCAUCUGUCCAUCCGUCCGGAGAGAAAUUACAGAUCCGCAGCCCCGGGAUGGGGCCGGCCCCGCUGCCGCUGCUGCUGGGCCUCUUCCUCCCCGCGCUCUGGAGUAGAGCUAUCACUGAGGCAAGGGAAGAAGCCAAGCCUUACCCGCUACUCCUGGGACCUUUUCCAGGGAGCCUGCAAACUGACCACACACCGCUGUUAUCCCUUCCUCACGCCAGUGGGUACCAGCCUGCCUUGAUGUUUUCACCAACCCAGCCUGGAAGACCACAUACAGGAAAUGUAGCCAUUCCCCAGAUGACCUCUGUCGAAUCAAAGCCCCUACCGCCUCUUGCCUUCAAACACACAGUUGGACACAUAAUACUUUCUGAACAUAAAGGUGUCAAAUUUAAUUGCUCAAUCAGUGUACCUAAUAUAUACCAGGACACCACAAUUUCUUGGUGGAAAGAUGGGAAGGAAUUGCUUGGGGCACAUCAUGCAAUUACACAGUUUUAUCCAGAUGAUGAAGUUACAGCAAUAAUCGCUUCCUUCAGCAUAACCAGUGUGCAGCGUUCAGACAAUGGGUCGUAUAUCUGUAAGAUGAAAGUAAACAAUGAAGAGAUCGUGUCUGAUCCCAUCUACAUCGAAGUACAAGGACUUCCUCACUUUACUAAGCAGCCUGAGAGCAUGAAUGUCACCAGAAACACAGCCUUCAACCUCACCUGUCAGGCUGUGGGCCCGCCUGAGCCCGUCAACAUUUUCUGGGUUCAAAACAGUAGCCGUGUUAACGAACAGCCUGAAAAAUCCCCCUCCGUGCUAACUGUUCCAGGCCUGACGGAGAUGGCGGUCUUCAGUUGUGAGGCCCACAAUGACAAAGGGCUGACCGUGUCCAAGGGAGUGCAGAUCAACAUCAAAGCAAUUCCCUCCCCACCAACUGAAGUCAGCAUCCGUAACAGCACUGCACACAGCAUUCUGAUCUCCUGGGUUCCUGGUUUUGAUGGAUACUCCCCGUUCAGGAAUUGCAGCAUUCAGGUCAAGGAAGCUGAUCCGCUGAGUAAUGGCUCAGUCAUGAUUUUUAACACCUCUGCCUCACCACAUCUGUACCAAAUCAAGCAGCUGCAAGCCCUGGCUAAUUACAGCAUUGGUGUUUCCUGCAUGAAUGAAAUAGGCUGGUCUGCAGUGAGCCCUUGGAUUCUAGCCAGCACGACUGAAGGAGCCCCAUCAGUAGCACCUUUAAAUGUCACUGUGUUUCUGAAUGAAUCUAGUGAUAAUGUGGACAUCAGAUGGAUGAAGCCUCCGACUAAGCAGCAGGAUGGAGAACUGGUGGGCUACCGGAUAUCCCACGUGUGGCAGAGUGCAGGGAUUUCCAAAGAGCUCUUGGAGGAAGUUGGCCAGAAUGGCAGCCGAGCUCGGAUCUCUGUUCAAGUCCACAAUGCUACGUGCACAGUGAGGAUUGCAGCCGUCACCAAAGGGGGAGUUGGGCCCUUCAGUGAUCCAGUGAAAAUAUUUAUCCCUGCACACGGUUGGGUAGAUUAUGCCCCCUCUUCAACUCCGGCGCCUGGCAACGCAGAUCCUGUGCUUAUCAUCUUUGGCUGCUUUUGUGGAUUUAUUUUGAUUGGGUUGGUUUUAUACAUCUCCUUGGCCAUCAGAAAAAGAGUCCAGGAGACAAAGUUUGGGAAUGCAUUCACAGAGGAGGAUUCUGAAUUAGUGGUGAAUUAUAUAGCAAAGAAAUCCUUCUGUCGGCGAGCCAUUGAACUUACCUUACAUAGCUUGGGAGUCAGUGAAGAACUACAAAAUAAACUAGAAGAUGUUGUGAUUGACAGGAAUCUUCUAAUUCUUGGAAAAAUUCUGGGUGAAGGAGAGUUUGGGUCUGUAAUGGAAGGAAAUCUUAAGCAGGAAGAUGGGACCUCUCUGAAAGUGGCAGUGAAGACCAUGAAGUUGGACAACUUUUCGCAGCGGGAGAUCGAGGAGUUUCUCAGUGAGGCAGCGUGCAUGAAAGACUUUAGCCACCCAAAUGUCAUUCGACUUCUAGGUGUGUGUAUAGAAAUGAGCUCUCAAGGCAUCCCAAAGCCCAUGGUAAUUUUACCCUUCAUGAAAUACGGGGACCUGCAUACGUACUUACUUUAUUCCCGAUUGGAGACAGGACCAAAGCAUAUUCCUCUGCAGACACUAUUGAAGUUCAUGGUGGAUAUUGCCCUGGGAAUGGAGUAUCUGAGCAACAGGAAUUUUCUUCAUCGAGAUUUAGCUGCUCGAAACUGCAUGUUGCGAGAUGACAUGACUGUCUGUGUUGCGGACUUCGGCCUCUCUAAGAAGAUUUACAGUGGCGAUUAUUACCGGCAAGGCCGCAUUGCUAAGAUGCCUGUUAAAUGGAUCGCCAUAGAAAGUCUUGCAGACCGAGUCUACACAAGUAAAAGUGAUGUGUGGGCAUUUGGUGUGACCAUGUGGGAAAUAGCUACGCGGGGAAUGACUCCCUAUCCUGGGGUCCAGAACCAUGAGAUGUAUGACUAUCUUCUCCAUGGCCACAGGCUGAAGCAGCCCGAAGACUGCCUGGAUGAACUGUAUGAAAUAAUGUACUCUUGCUGGAGAACCGAUCCCUUAGACCGCCCCACCUUUUCAGUAUUGAGGCUGCAGCUAGAAAAACUCUUAGAAAGUUUGCCUGACGUUCGGAACCAAGCAGACGUUAUUUACGUCAAUACACAGUUGCUGGAGAGCUCAGAGGGCCUGGCCCAGGGCUCCACCCUUGCUCCGCUGGACUUGAACAUCGACCCUGACUCUAUAAUUGCCUCCUGCACUCCCCGCGCUGCCAUCAGUGUGGUCACAGCAGAAAUUCAUGACAGCAAACCUCAUGAAGGACGGUACAUCCUGAAUGGGGGCAGUGAGGAAUGGGAAGAUCUGACUUCUGCCCCCUCUGCUGCAGUCACAGCUGAAAAGAACAGUGUUUUACCGGGGGAGAGACUUGUUAGGAAUGGGGUCUCCUGGUCCCAUUCGAGCAUGCUGCCCUUGGGAAGCUCAUUGCCCGAUGAACUUUUGUUUGCUGACGACUCCUCAGAAGGCUCAGAAGUCCUGAUGUGAGGAGAGGUGCGGGGAGACAUUCCAAAAAUCAAGCCAAUUCUUCUGCUGUAGGAGAAUCCAAUUGUACCUGAUGUUUUUGGUAUUUGUCUUCCUUACCAAGUGAACUCCAUGUCCUCAAAGCACCAGAUGAAUGUUGUUAAGUAAGCUGUCAUUAAAAAUACAUAAUAUAUAUUUAUUUAAAGAGAAAAAAUAUGUGUAUAUCAUGGAAAAAGACAAGGAUAUUUUAAUAAAACAUUACUUAUUUCAUUUCACUUAUCUUGCAUAUCUUAAAAUUAAGCUUCAGCUGCUCCUUGAUAUUAACAUUUGUACAGAGUUGAAGUUGUUUUUUCAAGUUCUUUUCUUUUUCAUGAUUAUUAAAUGUAAAAAUAUUUGUAAAAUGAAAUGCCAUAUUUGACUUGGCUUCUGGUCUUGAUGUACUUGAUAAGAAUGAUUCAUUCAAUGUUUAAAGUUUUAUAACUGAUUAAUUUUCUGAUAUGGCUUCCUAAUAAAAUAUGAAUAAGGAAGGAUAUGUUGAACUUACUUGAGACUUGAAAGACAGUGGUUGGCAGCGGCCUUGUGGCCUUUGCAAAGGAAUUCCCUUAAUGCCUGGUCCUUGGGGCAAUUGCUCUGACCAUUCUUGGCAUUGCUUUAUAGAGAUAUGGAAAAACCACACCAGGGUCUGUAGAUAAGGAAUAAAGAAUAUUAAAGGAUUGAAAAAUACUAUGUGAAUGGAAAGAUUUAAAAUCAGCUGAAGAAGAGAAUCUGGCAGGUGAAGCACUUUUCUGUUUGGGAGGCGUAGCUCAUGGGAGGUAGGCAUGGGCAGUGGGGCAGGGCAUAGCUGAGCUCACGUUCUGCCUCUGCCACUUCAUAAUAGCCAUCAUUUGUAGAGUACUUGUUUCAGGAACUUUAUGUGAACCAUCUUAUUUAAUCUGUAUGUCAUUAUAAGAUGGUACAAAUGCCAUCAUCAUGUAUGAGCCAAGAAAUCCAGGCUUAGAGAGACUGAGUAACCUGCUUGUAGCCUACAUCUAAACAGUGGGGGAGCCAGAAUUUAGAACAUCUGAUUCUGGCUAGUUCUAUGCAUGUGAUUUGGGGGUUAUAUUAGUCCAUUCUUGUAUUGCUAUAAAGAAAUACUUGGGACUGUGUAAUUUAUAAAGAAGUUUAAUUGGCUCACAAUUCUGCAGGUUAUAUAGGAGGCACAGUGCUGGCAUCUGCUCAGCUUCUGGGGAGGCCUCAGGAAGCUUGCCAUCAUGGCAGAAGGCAAAAGGGGAGCAGAUGUCUCACAUGCAGGAGCAGGAGCAAGAGGGAGAGGGGAGGUACUACACACUUUUCAACAACCAGAUCUCACAAGAACUCACUCAGUAUCACGAGAACAGCACCAAGGGGCUGAUGCCAAAUCAUUCAUGAGAAAUCCACCCCCAUGAUCCAGUCACCUCCCUGCAGACCCCACCUUCAACACUGGAGAUUACAACUGAACAAGAAGUUUGGGUGGGGACACAGAUCAAAACCAUAUUAGAAAUCUACUCCAGAGCUUCUCAACAUUUUUACUUUAUUUAAUAAACAUGUAUCACUUACUCUGUGCCAGGCAUGGCACCCAUUUAAUUUUCAUAACAACACUACCAGAUAGGUACUACUAUUAUCUCCACUUCACAGAUGGGCAGACUGAGGCAGGAAGAGGCUAACUUAUGCUGCUAGUAAGGGCAGCAGAAUGAUGCAGUCAGUUGAAUUGUUGAUUUCCCAGCCUUCGGGGCAGCUGAGCAGGCCCAGAGCCACUGGCAUCUUCAGGCCUGUUUACUCCCCACCAGUGAGCAGCCUCGCCUAGGCCUCUCCCACAGCCUUCAAGAAUCAGAAUCUACAUGGGGUCCAACAGUGUGGCUCUCACCCAGGUUCUGGUCCCAGCUGCCCACCCAGGCACCCAAUCUCCAGGGUGAGCCAGCUCCUCUGUUACUGUGAAAUGCUCCAUAUGAAAAAGUUCUGGCCAGAUGUGGGGAUUCACAACUGUAAUCCCAACACUUCAGGAGGCAAGGCAGGAGGAUCACUUGAGCUCAGGAGUUCAAGACCAGCCUGGACAACAUAGUGAGACCCUAUAUCUACAAGAAAAAAUUAGCCAGAAAUGGUGGUGUGUGCCUGUAGUCCUAGCUACUCUGGAGGCUGAGGCAGGAGGAUCACUUGAGCCCAGGAGUUUGAGGUUACAAUGAGCUGUGAUUGUGCCACUGCACUCUAGCCUGGGUGACAGAGGGAGACUGUGUCUCUAAAAAUUAAAAAAAAAAGUUCUGAGGGUUUGAAAAGAAUCUGUAAAAUGCCACCAUUACAUUUUAUUCGUGAAAGAAAAAAAGCUGUA